Penicillium hordei is the source of this 387-nucleotide messenger RNA. RefSeq lists its product as uncharacterized. NCBI's taxonomy places the organism in Eukaryota, Fungi, Ascomycota, Eurotiomycetes, Eurotiales, Aspergillaceae. The record is from RefSeq and is a predicted model, not a curated record. The transcript is spliced from 2 exons. Bases 1 to 387 code for a protein of 128 amino acids.
AUGGGCAAUUCAACACCUAUAGAACCAGCUCCCGCCUACGAGGACCUAUUCCACGAGCGCGGUUCAAGCUCACGGAAUGGCUAUACGAUGGUCGGUCAAACAGACACCACCGAUGAACACCACGACGUGGAACAGGGUCACCAUCUCCAUGACGUCCCCGUCCCCGUCCCUGCCCCUAUCGUGACCGUGGCCGAUGAGCCGGUUCCACACAUUCACUGUGCAGAAUGUGACAGGCAACGGGAGCGCAGAGAGAGAAGGGAGAGUUCUCAGAAAGCAUGUGGCAUGGUUUCCAAGACCUUUAUCUUGAUUGCUUUGUUCAUGAUGAUAUUGGGGAUUGUUAUUGUUGGGGCAUGGAAGGAUGUUCGUUUGAAGAAGUUGCAUGGUUAA